Messenger RNA from Rhagoletis zephyria (snowberry fruit fly), 816 nucleotides. Its product is annotated as Na(+)/H(+) exchange regulatory cofactor NHE-RF1-like. Gene Ontology annotation, biological process: positive regulation of synaptic transmission; regulation of membrane potential; regulation of synaptic plasticity. Gene Ontology annotation, molecular function: small GTPase binding; transmembrane transporter binding. Gene Ontology annotation, cellular component: presynaptic membrane; cytoskeleton of presynaptic active zone. The record is from RefSeq and is a predicted model, not a curated record. NCBI's taxonomy places the organism in Eukaryota, Metazoa, Arthropoda, Insecta, Diptera, Tephritidae.
CACGUGGCUUUGGCAUGCGCGUUGUUGGCGGCAAAACUGGUGCGGAUGGCCGCCUAUUCGCCUACAUUGUGUGGACGGUGCCCGGUGGACCGGCGGAAAAGAAUGGACUACAGCAAGGCGAUAAGAUACUCGAGUGGAAUGGCAUGUCGCUGAUCGAUCGCAGCUUCGAAGAAGUCUGCUCCAUUAUGGAUCGCACUGGCGACAUAGUCGAGCUGCUUGUCGAACACGCCACCGACUUUCGCAUGUGUGAUCUAUUCGAUGAAAAUCUACCACCGGGCAAUAGCGGCAAUCAAAGUGGUCCGCGACGUUCUGGCGACGGUCCAGUUGGACUGGGCUUAAUUGCGGACCCUGAAACAACAACAGACAAAUCACCGGCAUCGCCGACCAGACGGAAAUUACCCAAAACUCCGGUAUAAAAUCCUCAACAAAAUAGCUUAGCAACUCAAGAAUAAUUAAGAUUUAUUUUAUGAGCGUAUUUUUACGUUGGCUAUACACUGAAAUUCCCUUGUCCGUGCAUGCACACCUUAGUGAAGAGCUUUAAUUUCGUAAAGCUCUGGCGGCACGUAAGGCACGGAAGACUUAUUAUGUGUGAACGUGAGAAAGUUUUUAAGCGCAAAAGUGAAAGCCAAUCGUAGCUUUGUUUGCGUAAAGCUUCUUUACCGAAACAAAUAAAGCUUCUUUGUCAAGGAAAAACUAGUAUUGAAAUAUAAAGUAUUUAAGAAAACCGUGUAUUAAAAAAGAAUUUAAAGCGAGGAAGUAGGCAACUACGCAGGAAGUUGAAGAAUCAGUAGUCGCAAAUAAACACUUCUAAUUUCC